Messenger RNA from Diaporthe batatas, 1647 nucleotides. RefSeq lists its product as uncharacterized. Gene Ontology annotation, cellular component: nucleus. Gene Ontology annotation, biological process: DNA-templated transcription; regulation of DNA-templated transcription. The record is from RefSeq and is a predicted model, not a curated record. The transcript has 3 exons. Lineage: Eukaryota; Fungi; Ascomycota; Sordariomycetes; Diaporthales; Diaporthaceae. Bases 58 to 1647 code for a protein of 529 amino acids. Gene Ontology annotation, molecular function: zinc ion binding; DNA-binding transcription factor activity, RNA polymerase II-specific; DNA binding.
AGAGGAGCCUCGGCAGGCUCUACCCGUUUGCGCCUAUACCCAUGGCCGUCCGAUAACAUGCGACCCGCGAAAGCUUGCCACCGAUGCCGGGAAAGUAAACGGAAGUGCACUCGUCUGAGGGGCCAAGUGGGAGAGGCCUGCGAUCAGUGCCAGGCCAAGAACCUGAAGUGCACGAGCUCCUUCACUGCUGCUCCGGCCCGUCCAUUUCCGCUGCUGCCGAGGAGUGAGAGUCCCGGGGAGGCGAUUCUUCCCGUGUACACCGCAACGGGUGUGGCUCUCAACGUCGCCAUCCGACUUGUGGACUUUUACCUUUCUAAGCUGCACAACCGGCCCCACAGCUUGUUCCAUCCGGCCACAUUACGAAGCCAGGUGCAGGAUGGCUCCAUCAACAAGGCAUUACUUCUGGCCAUCUGUAGCCUGGCCGCGAGGUUCGACGAAGAUGAUCAGAUACGCGCUGCAGAGAAUGACUAUAUGGGAGAAUCCAAGCAGCUGCUCCUUGCGGAUCUGGAGAACAUCUGCAUUGAGAAUGUCCAAACAUGCAUACUGCUUGGCAAUCUCUACGCUGCCCACCUAAACCCAUCAUCAGAGGCCUUGUUCUUUCGAAUUGCGGUCAAUGUGUUACAAAUCAUGGAAGCAGGCACUUGUCCAGCAGCGACGACAUUGGUGGACUGCGAAAUCAGACGUCGAGCAUGGUGGACCCUAUACAUGGCUGACCGUUGGUCGUCUUCCAGCCUCGGACUGCCCCACCAAAUUCGCGAUACUGACUUGGCUGUGGAUCUCCCCAUGGAUGAAAGUGUAUUCGAGUCCUUGACAGCAGAUGAAACAAGACUCAAAGACCCGUGGCAACCUGGUCUAUGGGCACACAAGAUCUCCUUGGUCCGGCUGUUCGGCCCCAUACAAGAGUUAAACCACCGCAGUGUAUAUGGCAAUGUCGGCACCGAGGAGCUCGAGUCGACAGUGGCUUCUCUUUCAACGCUACUAGACGGUUGGGACUCGGCCAUUCCCUACGAAGUCAAGAUGAACCCAGAGAAUCUCCAUCGUCACAUCCAGGCGGGUCACGGAGGAGCAUUCGUCGCACUUCACCUUGGUUAUCACCACUAUGCAACAUUGCUCUACUUCCGGUUCUUGGAACCCGCGGCAGCACAAUCGCCAUUCACUGAAAUUUACCGCGCCAAGUGCAAGUCACAUGCCUCGUCAUACAGUGAGCUCCUCAAGCUUGCUCGGGGAAAGGAGAACUGCGAGGUUCUUUACCCCACUGUUGGCCAUAUGGCCGUUGUCUCGUCGGCGGUGUUGCUCCACACCUUAUUGUUUAGCGAAAACGAAGACCUUCAAAAUUCUCGCGACGCGCUGAAUGCGAACUUCGAGGCUAUCCUAGAGCUUAGGCGAUAUUGGCCGAAUACUGCACCAAUGAUCCAACGACUCGUCACAUUCCAGAACUUCUGUCUCCUGUCCAGUGAUUACAGAACGCACAAGCUCGACGGCUGGAUGCUGCGGUUCCUCAUCGAGUACUCCUUGCCAUUAGGAGAUAAGGACUUAGCACCAGUGACAUCAGGCAUGGAUCUUGACAUGGACAGUUUCUCGGCCCGGACCCAAGCGGUGGCUGAGCAGGGUAGAUACACUACAUUCGAGACUAAUGAUGGCAUCUAG